UCCAAAUCAGCAAUGGCACUAAGAUUUCUAUUCUCAAUCUUAACCCUCUCAUUAGUCAUGUUAGGAUUAGCAAAUUGUUCAAAUGCUGGCAAAAUUGUAAUCUAUUGGGGCCAAAAUGGUAAUGAAGGCUCGUUAGCCGAAACUUGUGCCACAAGAAACUAUGAAUAUGUGAUCAUAGCUUUCUUACCAACCUUUAUCCCAACCCAAAAUCCCAUGAUUAACCUAGCUGGUCAUUGUAAUCCACAGAGUGCUAAUGGAUGCAUGGCCCUAUCCUCUGACAUCAAAUUCUGUCAAUCCAAAGGAAUCAAAGUAUUGCUCUCUUUGAGAGGAGAUAAAGGUAGCUACCCACUUGAAUCCACUCAAGAAGCAAGCCUUGUAGCCACUUACCUUUGGAAUAACUUCUUAGGCGGAAACUCUUCCUCUCGCCCUCUCGGUCCUGCUGUUCUCGAUGGCAUUGACUUUGAUAUCGAAGGAGGUUCGUCAAACCAACAUUGGGGCGACCUUGCAAGGUAUCUUAAAGGGUAUAAUGGCAAAAAAGUUUACAUAACUGCAGCUCCUCAGUGUCCAUUUCCUGAUGCUUGGUUGGGAAAUGCACUUACAACGGGACUUUUUGAUUUUGUUUGGGUACAAUUCUACAAUAACCCUUCUUGUCAAUACAAUUCCGAUGAAUUUAACAAUUUCGAACAAGCAUGGAAGCAAUGGACAUUAGAUAUACCUGCUAAGAAGAUAUUUUUGGGGCUACCGGCUUCUCUAGAGGCAGCAGGGAGUGGAUAUAUACCUGUUGGUAAUCUUACUUCCAUUGUGCUUCCCGCUAUAAAGGGUUCUUCUAAAUAUGGUGGUGUUAUGUUGUGGUCUAGAUACUAUGAUGUUUUGAGUGGUUAUAGUUCUUCCAUUAAGAGCUAUGUUUGAAAUCUAGUUGCUUGUUC
Messenger RNA from Medicago truncatula (barrel medic), 926 nucleotides. Its product is annotated as hevamine-A. Gene Ontology annotation, biological process: carbohydrate metabolic process. Lineage: Eukaryota; Viridiplantae; Streptophyta; Magnoliopsida; Fabales; Fabaceae. Gene Ontology annotation, cellular component: extracellular region. The coding region runs from base 13 to 909 and encodes 298 amino acids. The transcript has a single exon. The record is from RefSeq and is a predicted model, not a curated record. Gene Ontology annotation, molecular function: chitinase activity.